Harmonia axyridis is the source of this 3533-nucleotide messenger RNA. Its product is annotated as ionotropic receptor 25a-like. Gene Ontology annotation, molecular function: glutamate-gated receptor activity; transmitter-gated monoatomic ion channel activity involved in regulation of postsynaptic membrane potential. Gene Ontology annotation, cellular component: plasma membrane; postsynaptic membrane. The coding region runs from base 172 to 2925 and encodes 917 amino acids. Gene Ontology annotation, biological process: monoatomic ion transport; modulation of chemical synaptic transmission; synaptic transmission, glutamatergic. The record is from RefSeq and is a predicted model, not a curated record. NCBI's taxonomy places the organism in Eukaryota, Metazoa, Arthropoda, Insecta, Coleoptera, Coccinellidae. The transcript has 10 exons.
AAAAGGACGGAAUUCAUUUAUGGAAUGAGGUGUACAUUAACCGUUUAUUGCUUAUUGCUUAGCAACAAUUCGUUUUAUCGCAUAUUUAGACCGGUUCUCGUGACUGAAGGAUGAUGGGUAACAAAGCGUUGAAAAAAAUUGGUCGAUUCUGAAUAAUAAUUACUUUUGAACAUGAAAUUUUUAUUGGUAUUGUUUUACAUUGCUUCCUCUUACAACGCACAGGAUUCUCAAAAAAUAUUUGUUUUAUAUGUGAACGAGAAGGAUAAUACAAUAGCCGAAAAAGGAGUGGAAGUAGCCCUUGCUUAUAUAAAAGAUAACCCUAAACUAGGAGUGGAGGUGGAUUUGACCACAAUUUUGAGUAAUCGGACUGAUGCAGUUGAACUAUUGGAUCCUUUGUGCAAAACUUAUGACGAUAUGGUGAAAGCCUCUAAACCACCUCACUUGGUAUUUGAUACAACGGUUACAGGCCUAUCUUCAGAGACGGUCAAAUCAGUUACUGCAGCUCUUGGCUUGCCAACGAUUACUGCCUCUUAUGGUCAAGAUGGGGAUCUUGUUAAAUGGCGAAAAAUAGACGACGACGAGAAAAAAUAUUUCAUUCAAAUAAAUCCCCCUACAGAUAUAAUUCCUCAAAUAAUACGAGAGAUAGUUGAAAGGCAAAAUAUAACGAACGCUGCAAUAAUGUACGAUAAUAAUUUUGUGAUGGGACACAAAUAUAAAACUUUGCUACAAAACAUUGCUACUCGUAAUAUAAUAACUGCCAUUGACAAGAAUAAACUGGAAACUCAAAUACAGAAGCUGUCAAAAAUGGAAAUUCUAAAUUUCUUUAUACUUGGUAGUUUGGUUACGAUCAAGGAUGUUCUUACCUUGGCUUCGAGAAAUUCUCUCUUGGUGAAAACUUUCGCUUGGCAUGCAAUAACAGUAGAUGAGGGUGAUAUUACUUGUGACUGCUCAGAAGGAAGAGUUCUAUUUAUCAAACCAGUCAUAGAUCCUAUGUUCGAAGAACGUAUUAAACAGAUCAAAAAAACAUAUCAGUUCGAUAAUGCCCCUUUGAUAACAACAAUAUUCUACUUCGACUUGGCUUUGCAAUCGUUCCUCACCAUUAAGACAAUGCUACAAAAAGGACAAUGGCCUGAGAGUAUGAAUGAGUAUUUGACAUGUGAUGGUUUUAAUGGCACCAAUAAUCCGAAACGUACAGAUUUAGAUUUAUUAACUGCCUUCAGAAAGGAAAACACCGAGAGUCCAACCUAUGGACCAUUUGCAGUUAUCUCAAAUGGAAAAAGUUCGAUACAGUUCUUGAUGGAGAUAUUCCUUACCAGUUUCAGCCGGAAUAUGGUAGAGAGCUCUGUAUCUAUUGGAACAUGGGAUGCUAGCUUCGGUAGUAAUUUAACUCUGUCAAAACCUGAGAUGAUGGACAAUUUCACAUCUGCACAAAUAUAUAGAGUAGUUGUAGUUGAACAAAAACCCUUUAUUUUCAAAGAUCCAAGACAUCCUAAGGGAUACAAUGGUUAUUGCAUUGAUAUGAUGGAAAUGAUAGCACAGAAUCUUGGUUUCGAUUAUGUUGUACAUAUAGCGUCUGGUAAUACAUUUGGUCAAAUGGAUGAUCAAGGGAAAUGGAAUGGCAUGGUUAAGGAUAUAAUGGAGAAAAAAGCUGACAUUGGUUUGGGCUCAAUUUCUAUAAUGGCUGAGAGAGAAAGUGUUAUUGACUUUACUGUACCUUACUACGAUCUUGUAGGAUAUUCUAUUAUGAUGAAAUCCUCUUAUGUUCCUCCUUCACUCUUCAAAUUUUUAAGUGUGCUGGAAGAUGAAGUUUGGAUUUGUAUUUUGGCCGCUUAUUUUAUAACAAGUGUUCUAUUAUGGAUAUUCGAUAGAUAUAGUCCUUACAGUUAUCAGAAUAACAUAGAGAAAUAUAAGGAUGAUGAGGAGAAAAGGGUUUUCAGUCUGAGGGAGAGUUUAUGGUUUUGUAUGACAUCCUUAACUCCACAAGGGGGUGGAGAAGCUCCCAAGAAUUUAUCUGGUCGUUUGGUAGCAGCCACCUGGUGGCUCUUUGGCUUUAUAAUAAUAGCCUCAUACACUGCAAACUUGGCUGCAUUCUUGACAGUAUCUAGGUUGGAAACACCUAUCGAAUCUUUGGACGAUCUUUCCAAACAAUACAAGGUGAACUAUGCACCAGUAAAUGGAUCAGCAACUAUGAUUUAUUUCAAAAGGAUGGCCGCCAUUGAGGAGAAAUUUUAUGAGAUAUGGAAAGAUAUGAGCUUGAACGAUAGUCUGAGUGAGAUCGAGAGGUCAAAAUUGGCAGUAUGGGAUUAUCCUGUGAGCGAUAGAUAUACCAAAAUUUGGCAGGCGAUGCAAGAAACUGGAUUUCCGUCUUCAAUCGAAGAAGCUAUUGGUAAGGUGAGGCUGUCAAAGUCUGCAACAGAUGGUUUCGCUUUCAUCGGGGAUGCUACUGAUAUAAAAUAUUAUCAAUUAAUCACAUGUGAUUUGGUUUCUGUUGGUGAGGAAUUUUCGAAGAAACCUUAUGCUCUAGCAUUGCAACAAGGCUCGCCUUUGAAAGAGAAAUUGAACACAGCAAUAUUGGAAUUGGUAAACCAACGAAAACUCGAAGAGCUUCGUUUGAAAUGGUGGGAUCACAACCCUGAAGCCAAAAAGUGUCCAUUACCAGAAGAUCCUUCAGAUGGAAUUAGUGUUGCCAAUAUCGGUGGAGUCUUCAUUGUGAUUUUGGUUGGCAUAGGUUUAGCAAUAGUUAUUUUAUGUAUAGAAUAUUUCUUUUAUAGUAAACAAAAACAAGAUAAAGUAGAGUUAGUAAGAGGAAUACCUAGUUCUUCUAGGUCACCUUUGGAAAUCUUUGAUGGGAAUCAAAUGACCUUGAGAAAUAGGGCUAGGAUGCCAAAUGCUGGAUUUAAUAAAAUGUAUCCACCUGAAAAAUAAGAAGAAAAUUCGUUUAUCAUGAGCUCUGGUUGAAAAAAUAAUUGAGAAGUUAAAAAUUAAUAGGCAUUUUACAGUCCUAAAAUAUUAAUAGGUUAGCUAGAUUUCAUUUUGAAAACACAGAGCUCAUGAAAAAUAUGACUGAUAGUGAUAGUUUUAAAAAAUUCUUUUGAACUUGUUAACUUCGCAGUUUCUAUAAGAGCUUUAUAUAAGUCCAUACAAAUCCAAAUCAAUAUCAAAUGUCUGAGAUAAUUAUUAUAUAUAACUAUUUAUUUAUUCUAAUUAUAUAAUAAUAUAUAAGCAGUAGCGACGCCAGCUUUCAAGAAUAGGGGGGCCAAGGAGGAACCAGAAUUCUUCACGGUUGGCAAAGUUUUUUGGAGGGAAUUGGAAAAAUCUAAGAAUAUAGGGAAAAUAGGAAGAAGCAUAUGUAUUCAUGAAUAUUCCAUAAGGAAAGAAAGUGCUGGUAACGAAAAAAAAAUGUUUGAACAUAUAAAAACAGCGACACCACUGCUUAUAAGAUGAAUGAAAAUUAAGGUGUUGAAAUGAAGCUUCUAGUGAAGUAAUUCAGGUUUUUAUUCAGUGUAAAGAAUAAAACUUAUAAUUCCAAUUUA